Messenger RNA from Oppia nitens, 1874 nucleotides. It is a transcript of the gene eEFSec, whose product is annotated as selenocysteine-specific elongation factor-like. NCBI's taxonomy places the organism in Eukaryota, Metazoa, Arthropoda, Arachnida, Sarcoptiformes, Oppiidae. Bases 85 to 1842 code for a protein of 585 amino acids. The transcript is spliced from 2 exons. The record is from RefSeq and is a predicted model, not a curated record. Gene Ontology annotation, molecular function: GTP binding; GTPase activity; translation elongation factor activity. Gene Ontology annotation, biological process: selenocysteine incorporation.
GUAUUGAAUGAAUGCAAUGACAACACAAACACAUGACUUGUUUUGUCUGUCAUUGAAUUGUUUGGGUUUUUGUCGUCAAAACAAAUGCCAAACAAAGUUUUGAACGUAAAUAUCGGUCUCUUAGGACAUGUGGACAGCGGUAAGACAUCGCUGGCCAAAGCCCUGUCCACAACACAGUCGACCUCUUGCUAUGAUAAGAGUCCGCAGAGUCGCGACAGAGGAAUAACCAUUGAUUUGGGUUUUUCUUCGCUGUCCAUACAGUGUCCGCAAAGAUUGUUUGAAGACAUGCGACGACACCGACAACAGUCGGCCGAAGAGUUGGGCGACCAAAACGAUUGGUCAUUGCAAUUGACAUUUGUUGAUAGUCCGGGACAUUCGUCGCUGAUUAAGACGAUUAUCGGCGGCGCACAGAUCAUCGACAUUAUGAUUCUGGUGGUCGACAUCUGCAAAGGUGUCCAAACACAGACUGCCGAGUGUUUGGUCAUCGGAGAGAUUACAUGCGAUAAGAUGAUUGUCGUAUUGAACAAAGUGGAUCUCAUCCCCGAUGAUAACAAACGAAACAUUGCCAUCGAUAAGAUGACCAAAAGAAUCCGCAAAACAUUGGAAAAGACGAGAUUCAGUUCGGCACCGAUUGUGGCGGUCAGCGCACAUCCGACCGAUCAAAAUGAUAACAAAACGACCAAUAAUUUAGGCACUAGUGAUGUCGUUAACAGUAUCGGUAUUCAACACUUGUUGGACACCAUAUGUAUGGAAAUAUCGCUUCCAAAGCGCAGUCCCGAUGGCGAGUUGAUUUUAUCGGUUGAUCACUGCUUCCAGAUUCGCGGUUCGGGAACUAUUAUGACCGGUACUAUAAUUCAGGGGUCAAUUUCGGUAAAUGAUAAUUUAGAGAUUCCUUCGGUGAAAACCAUCAAAAAAGUCAAAUCAAUGCAAAUGUUUCACCAGAAGAUCGAUAGAGCCAUUCAAGGAGACAGAGUUGGCGUCUGUAUCACUCAGUUUGAUCCGAAAUUAUUGGAGAGAGGAGUGGUUUGUUCGCCCGGUUUUAUGAUACUUGUCUACGGAAUGGUAGCUAAUGUUCAUCGAAUUGCUUACUUCAAGGGAAAGUAUACGACAAAAGCCAAGUUUCACAUUACUAUUCUUCACGAAACAGUUAUCGCAAAAACCACUUUCUUUAAGAAGACUAUUAUUGAUGACAACAAUACAGAUAAUUGCAAUCAAAAUAAAAGCGAUGAAUCAUUUGAUAUGAAUUGUGAAUACAGUUAUGUCGAUGAACUAAAUGAUGAGAUACAGGAUAAUCAAUAUUAUGUGUUAAUAGAGUUUGAGCGACCAAUUAUCCUAAAUACCGGUGCCCUAUAUAUUGCAUCAAAACUUGAUUCCGAUAUCAAUGCCAAUGUCUGUAGACUUGCCUUCUAUGGUAAUGUUUUGAAACUAUUCGGUGAUAAAAAUUAUGUUGAAAACGAUUUGAAGAAUUUAAAGAUUUUCAAAAUCAAACAAAAAGAUGGUUCAGUCGACAGAAUUACCAAUGAAUACGAAGUUAUUGUCAAAAAUUUGUUGAAACGCGAGACAAAUGUCCAGAAUUUUGUCGGUCUUCGUGUUAAGUUGAGUACCGGUGACCAGGGUAUCAUCGAUGGAUGUUUUGGUAAAAGUGGUAAAAUCAAAGUCCGUUUAAACGAUACUAUCAAAGAUAAGUCAUUGAUUACAACAACUAAUACAUCUAAGUCUAAGCGCAAUACAGACAAUGAAAACAGUGAUACAAACAAUAGUACAAAUCAGACACAGAUUAGAGUUUUAUUAGAAUUUAAGCGAUAUAUUUACGAUCCAAAUAAGAAAAUGAUACAAAAUUAAUGAAUAAAUUAUUAUGUAAUUAAAUAUAUAUU